Coregonus sp. 'balchen' is the source of this 37467-nucleotide messenger RNA. The record is from the annotation of a GenBank genome assembly. Lineage: Eukaryota; Metazoa; Chordata; Actinopteri; Salmoniformes; Salmonidae.
AUGUAUAGUGACAUCGGCUCCUAUGGGUCGCUGCGGUGGCAGAUCGCCCACCCUACAGGAAAGGGUGGAGCGAUACGGUGGUCAGAGGAGCAGUGGUCAAUACAGAUCAUGAGACUCUCUGUGGUGUGUCGAUGUGAAAUAUCUCCCUCUUUACACCCUCCCGUCCUUGUCAUCAUCUGCCAAGGCACAUGACCAUGUUGGAAGUGGCAGCAGGAGCUAAGGCCUAUAGACUAGGACAGGAGAAGGAGAGUGAUGGAUGGAUGUCCACAAUCUCCACAUCCACCGCAGGCUGAGAGGAGCUGAAGUCCUUCAUCAGGAUGACCUACAGACAAAGUCUGCUGAAUCUUAAAAGCUCCCAUUCUCCCCACCCUGUGGUCUAAGCCUUUUAUGUAUUUUAUAUUCAGUGGAGCAUUUCAGAUACAGUACAACACCUCUGGGUUGAGAACCACAGCAUGUUCCCAGUCCAGUCAGGGCUGGUCAUGAGACAGUAGAAACAUGUGCUUUGCUAAGAUCAGGCAGCUUUUGUUUUGAGUUCUCUCUUCACCCAAUUUGCUGGGAAAAGAAACAAUAAAAUGUUCCCAGAAUAUUUGAGCCAAAAUGGGUCAGCAAGUCACAUUACACGGUCUGACUUCAACUCAAUACAAUUGAAGACAUUUUAACCCGCAACCUAAGUGUAUUAUCAUGGGUCAAGUGCCUUCAAAUGCGAUCAGAGGGCUGUGUUAAGUAUUGACUUUUUAAUCACUCUACUCUGUAUGAGGGCCUGAUUGAGGAGAAUGUCCUAUUUCAGACUAAGCCACUACACUGUCUCUACUAGGGCUGUCCCCGACAAAAAUAACUCUUGGUCGACCAAGAGUCGUCUGUUCUUUCGACCAAUUGAUUGUUAGACAUUUUUAAACGUGUAUUUUUCCAUAUAUAUACACAUCCUAUGUGUUUUAAUCAAAUCAACUAUAUGCACUGAGCUUGUCUGAUGCUUUAAGCACACUGUUCAAUGAAAUAAUUAAGACACAUAAAUGACUAGAGGGAGUCCGACCGCAAUUGAUUUGAUUGUGCGCAGACUUGCUGCACUGUGUUAAAACAAAUGACAGUGAGUGACUGUGUGACUAGCACCCGUUGUCUCUCUCGCCUCCAUGCUGCAGUGACCACUACAGAACUUCAACAGUGUUUAUCGCGCAGUCCAUGUUGCUGAGGCUGCAACAUAAUUAGAGCCAUUUCUGACUGAAAAGUUCUGUUACCGAAAUCCCUAAUUUGUUUAGGAAAAACAUUCCCUAUUCCCUCAACCCUUGCUCUCUUAAUGUGACACGUCUGCAUCACAUGCACGUGACCAAUAGGGCCUGACCGAUAGCAUACCAUAAUUACAUCAAUAAAUUGGUUACAACAAACUCCGGACACGUGACAGCAAAAUGGAUGCAGAGGAUGUGACAAAUGAACUUGAAACGGGGGAAUGUUUACUGGUUGCUCAGGAGGUAAAGGGGAAGUCAGAUGUGUGGAAUAUAUUUGACUAGUUGUGGAAAAUACUGGAGAUCAAGAAAAAUAAGUUAUGGAGCAAGCUCUGCGUGCAUAUUAUGUGUGCCAAACAGGUGCCGUUAGAUUACAAUAUAAUUUUUCAGACCAUUUGGAACAAUGUAAACAACUCUAAAUAAAUUAUAAGCAUACCAGAGAGUCUGCUGUAAUGUUAUUUUGAUUGUUUGUAAAGCCUUUAUUACAGCAACGACUAAAAACAGUCACAUUCAUUUGUGAAUGUAAUUUCCAAAAUGGAAUGGUACAUUUUUUUUCGCGCUAAUUAUUCAAGGGUCGCUUUAUUUUAUUUUAAAACGAAAAUGCUUGAUUGCAUUUCAAAUCAAAGAAUGAAUGAUUGAUUGAAAUAUAGGUAAGUUAUGGUAUUAAGACUAAAGAGGCCUACAGCUUGAUGGUGGUUAUACAAGGCUGCUAUUCUAAGCCUACUAAUGAUGAUCAUAAUAAUAGUAAUAAUAACAAUAAGAAGGAGAUUAAGAAAAAUAAGGGUUAUUAAUAUUAUAUAGAUAAUUUUUCUGACAAUUUGGAAGAGUGUAAAUACUAAAUAAAUUAUAAGUAAUACCAGAGAGGCUGUUCUAAAAAGUGUAAAGCCUUUAUUACAGCAUAACAAAGAUUAAAAACAGCAGAAUUUGUGAAACAUGUUGUGGUUGCAUGAGGCUUGGUGCUCACAGAAUCAGUAGGCUAUUAAACAAACACUCAAACAGAAGCAGGAUCUGUCUUAUUUCUGUAGAUAUACAGUACCAGUCAAAAGUUUGGACACACCUACUCAUUCAAGAGUUUUUCUUUAUUUUUACUAUUUUCUACAUUGUAGAAUAAUAGUGAAGACAUCAAAACUAUGAAAGAACAUGUGGAAUCAUGUAGUAACCAAACAAGUGUUAAAUCAAAAUAUAUUUUAGAUUUUAGAUUCUUCAAAGUAGCCACCCUUUGCCUUGAUGACAGCUUUGCACACUCUUGGCAUUCUCUCAACCAGCUUCACCUGGAAUGCUUUUCCAACAGUCUUGAAGGAGUUCCCACAUAUGCUGACCACUUGUUGGCUGCUUUUCCUUCACUCUGCGGUCCGACUCAUCCCAAACCAACUCAAUUUGGUUGAGGUCGGGGGAUUGUGGAGGCUAGGUCAUCUGAUGCAGCACUCCAUCACUCUCUUUCUUGGUCGAAUAGCCCUUACACAGCCUGGAGGUGUGUUGGGUCAUUGUCCUGUUGAAAAACAAAUGAUAGUCCCACUAAGCCCAAACCAGAUGGGAUGGCGUAUCACUGCAGAAUGCUGUAAUAGCCAUGCUGGUUAAGUGUGCCUUGAAUUCUAAAUAAAUCCCAGACAGUGUCACCAGCAAAGCACCCCCACACCAUAACACCUCCUCCUCCAUGCUUUACAGUGGGAAAUACACAUGCGGAGAUCAUCCAUUCACCUACUCUGCGUCUCACAAAGACACGGCGGUUGGAACAAAACAUCUCAAAUUUGGACUCAUCAGACCAAAGGACAGAUUUCCACCGGUCUAAUGUAAAUUGCUCGUGUUUCUUGGCCCAAGCAAGUCUCUUCUUCUUAUUGGUGUCCUUUAGUAGUGGUUUCUUUGCAGCAAUUCGACCAUGAAGGCCUUUUUCACGCAGUCUCCUCUGAACAGUUGAUGUUGAGAUGUGUCUGUUACUUGAACUCUGUGAAGCAUUUAUUUGGGCUGCAAUUUCAGAGGCUGGUAACUCUAAUGAACAUAUCCUCUGCAGCAGAGGUAACUCUGGGUCUUGCUUUCCUGUGGCGGUCCUCAUGAGAGCCAGUUUCAUCAGAGCGCUUGAUGGUUUUUGUGACUGCACUUGAAGAAACUUUCUAGAAAUGUUCCGGAUUGACUGACCUUCAUGUCUUAAAGUAAUGAUGGACUGUCGUUUCUCUUUGCUUAUUUGAGCUGUUCUUGCCAUAAUAUGGACUUGGUCUUUUACCAAAUAGGGCCAUCUUCUGUAUACCACCCCUACCUUGUCACAACACAACUGAUUGGCUCAAAUGCAUUAAGAAGGAAAGAAAUUCCACAAAUUAACUUUUAACAAGGCACACCUGUUAAUUGAAAUGCAUUCCAGGUGACUACCUCAUGAAGCUGGUUGAGAGAAUGCCAAGAGUGUGCAAAGCUGUCAUCAAGGCAAAGGGUGGCUACUUUAAAGAAUCUCAAAUAUUAAAUAUAUUUUGGUUUGUUUAACACUUUUUUGGUUACUAUAUGAUUCCAUAUGUGUUAUUUCAUAGUUUUGAUGUCUUCACUAUUAUUAUGUGGAAAAUAGUAAAAAUAAAGAAACCCUUGAAUGAAUAGGUGUGUCCAAACUUUUGACUGGUACUGUAUAUGGAUGAUUUCUCAAGCCAGGAACAUUUAACAGUUAGGCUAUUGAUUACAGACCUAAUUAAGUUGGCGUUUCCUCUCUCCUCACUUUUCUUAGUCAAUUAAGGCAAGUGCUGUUUUCUCAUCUCCUAACUCCGCUGCUGCCUCCGCCACAUUGUUCUCAACACCAAUAUGCUGGUUAACUUUGCUAUUAUGCACAUAGGAAAAUGUGCCAAUUCAACAGCGCACUGAUGUUUCAGAGAAAGCGCAUUUGUUAUAAAAUGUUAUUUUUAUUAGUGUUGCACCAUUGUUCUUACGUAAUAUAACCAUAUACAUUUUUUACAUUUUUACAUUUUUGUCAUUUAGCAGACGCUCUUAUCCAGAGCGACUUACAGGAGCAAUUAGGGUUAAGUGCCUUGCUCAAGGGCACAUCGACAGAUUUUUCACCUAGUCGGCUCGGGGAUUAGAACCAGCGACCUUUCGGUUACUGGCACAACGCUCUUAACCACUAAGCUACCUGCCGCCCCAGCUUUAGCUUUACAUUUUCAGUAGCAUGUCUUAGUGAUGGACUUUGCCAUUCUCACGGCUUUCACAAUGGAUUACACUACUCAGACAGGCGGCAAUCAGACAGGUGUCUUGUACACCAUUAAAUUAUUAUUUAUUGCUACUGCUCGACUAAAGAAAUCUCGGUCGACCAACAGCCUAUCAACCAAACAAUUGACCAGUCGACUAAAUGGGGUCAAUCCUAAUCUCGACUAAUUAUAUUCCAGCGGUAGGCCUACAAAAUGUAGAACAUCAGAUAUUAGGCCUAUUGUGCUGCCAUGGUUUGAAAUUAGGGGAUUACAGGCAACAUCUGCACUGAGCAUGGAUUACAGGCAACAUCCGCACCGAGCUAAAGGCUAGAGCUGCCGCUUUCGAGGAGCAGGACACUAAUCCGGACUCUUAUGAGAAAUCACGCUACACCCUUCGAUUAACAAUCAAACAGCUAAAGCGUCAAUACAGGACUAAGAUCGAAUCCUACUACACCGGCUCUGAAACUCAUCGGAUGUGGCAGUGCUUGCAAACUAUCAUGGAUUAUAAAGGAAAACCCAGCCGCGAGCUGCCCAGUGACGCAAGUCCACUAGACGAGCUAAAUGCCCUCUAUGCUAGCUUCGAGGCAAGCAACGAACCAUGCAUGAGAGCACCAGCUGUUCCGGACGACUGUGUGAUCACACUCUUCGUAGCUGAUGUGAGUAAGAACUUUAAACAAGUCAACAUUCACAAGGAUAACUAGGACGCAUAUCAGAGCAUGCGCUGACCAGCUGGCAAGUGUCUUCACUGACAUUUUCAACCUCUCCCUGACCCAGUCUAUAAUACCAGCAUGUUUCAAGUAGACCACCAUAGUCCCUGUGCCCAAAAACACCAAGGUAACCUGUCUAAAUGAUUAUCACACCGUAGCACUCACAUCUGUAGCCAUGAAGAGCUUUGAAAGGCUGGUCAUGGCUCACAUCAACACCAUCAUCCCAGACACCAUAAACCCACUCCAAUUCGCAUACCGCCCCAACAGAUCCACAGAUGAUGCACUCCACACUGCCCUUUCCCACCUGGACAAGAGGAACACCUAUGUGAGAAUGCUGUUCAUUGACAACAGCUCAGCGUUCAAAACCAUAGUGCCCUCCAAGCUCAUCACUAAGCUAAGGACCCUGGGACUGAACACCUCCCUCUGCGACUGGAUCCUGGACUUCUUGAUGGGCCGCCCCCAGGUGGUAAGUGUAGGCAACAUCACAUUGCCACGCUCACCCUAAAUACGGGGGCUCCUCAGGGAUGAGUGCUUAUUCCCCUCCUGUACUUCCUGUUCACCCACGACUGCAUGGCAGCGCACGACUCCAACACCAUCAUUAAGUUUUCCGAUGACACAAUGAUUGUAGGCCUGAUUAACAAUGACGAUGAGACAGCCUAUAGGGAGGAGGUCAGAGACCUAGCAGUGUGGUGCCAGGACAACAACCUCUCCCUCAACGUCAGCAAGACAAAGGAGCUGAUCGUGGACUACAGGAAAUAGAGGGCCAAGCAUGCCUCCAUUCACAUCGACAGGGCUGUAGUGGAGCAGGUCGAGUUCCUCGGUGUCCACAUCACUAAGGAUGUAUCAUGGUCCACACACACCAACACAGACGUGAAGAGAGUACGACAAUGCCUCUUCACACUCAGGAGGCUGAUAAGAUUUGCCAUGGGCCCUCAGAUCCUCAAAAAUGUCUACAGCUGCACCACUGAGAGCAUCUUGACUGGCUGCACCACCGCUUGGUAUGGCAACUGCUUGGCAUCCGACCGUAAGGUGCUACAGAGGGUAGUGCAUACGGCCCAGUAAAUCACUGGGGCCGAGCUCCCCGCCCUCCAGGACCUCUAUACCAGGCCAUGUCAGAGGAAGGGCCUAUAAAAUGUCAAAGACUCCAGCCACCCAAGUCAUACUGUUCUCUCUGCUACUGCAAGGCAAGUGGUAUCGAUGCACCAAGUCUGGAACCAGCAGGACCCUGAACAGCUUCUACCCCCAAGCCAUAAGAAUGCUAAAUAAUUAUUCAGGGUAGCUAUUUAGUUAACUAUUUAACUAUCUGCAUUGACACUUUUUGCACUAACUUUUUUGACUCAUCACAUACGCUGCUGCUACUUUUUAUUAUCUGUCACUUUAUUCCUAGUUAUACAGUAUGUACAUACACUGAGUGUACAAAACAUUAGAAACACCUUCCUAAUACUGAGUUGCACCACCUUUUGCCCUCAGAACAGCCUAAAUUCGUUGGGGCAUGGACUCUACAAGGUGUCGAAAGCGUUCCACAGGGAUGCUGGCCAAUGUUGACUCCAAUGCUUCCCAAAGUUCGCUGGAUGUCCUUUGGGUGGUGGACCAUUCUUGAUACACAUGAGAAACUGUUGAGCGUGAAAAACCCAGCAGCGCUGCAAUUCUUAGCACACUCAAACCGGUGUGCCUGGCACCUACUACCAUACCCCGUUCAAAGGCACUUAAAUAUUUUGUCUUGCCCAUUCACCCUCUGAAUGGCACACAUACACGAUCCAUGUCUCAAUUGUCUCAAGGCUUAAAAAUCCUUCUUUAACCUGUCUCCUCCCUUCAUCUACACUGAUUGAAGUGGAUUUAACAAGUGACAUCAAUAAGGGAUCAUAGCUUUCACCUGGAUUCACCUGGUCAGUUUAGGUCAUGGAAAGAGAAGGAGUUCCUAAUGUUUUGUACACUCAGUGUAUCUGCCUCAAUUACCUCGUACCCCUGCACAUCGACUCGGUACUCUGUGUAUUUAUUUUCAUGUGUUGGUCAUUGUUGCGUGUUCUGUCAUUGUAAGUCAUUGAUGAUGCAUGUUGUGAUAAAACAAUUUCCCAAAUUGGGAUUAAUAAAGUAAUACUCUACUCGACUCUCUCUCUGUAUUGCCAAGUUAUCAUUACUCAUUGUGUAUGUAGUAUUACGUGUUUUACUUUUCUAUUAUUUCUCUAUUUUCUUUCUUUCUGCAUUGUUGGGAACGGCCCAUAAAUAAGCAUUUCAAUGUUAGUCUACACCUGUUGUUUACGAAGCAUAUGACAAAUACAAUUUGAUUUGAUUAAGCUAAAAUGGUUGCCCUUUAGAAAGGAGAGAGAGGAUAGAGUUGUAGAUCUUAGUGUGAGGACCACUGCUUUAUCCAAGAACCUGAAGGUGAAUGACUGCUGGAGUGCUGCCUGAAAGCCUAUUGUUAACGUGCCCAAGAUACAUAACAAAACAUUUGCCGCUAACACAUCUGCUGUGUAAAUUUGUUAUUGCCAAUGUGGUUUAAACGUCCUGUGAAAGUUUGUUGUCCGUCGUUUGGGUUGGGUUGGGUAUGUAUUUUGGGUCACUGUUGUAAUGAAAACAAAACAGGCACAUGGAAGGGCAUCAAUAUAGGACCCAUGCACAUGACCUCCCCCUCAUUAAAUGUCGAGAGAGGACCUAUUAGCAGGGGGGUGCUAAAUUACCCAUGGUGGUGGGUUGAAGCAUGCCACUGAUGUCCUCACCUAGGGGUUACUACAGGUCACAGGCCUACACACUGUUAUGGCCCAAGUUUAUUGCACAGGGAUACUGAUACAUCCAUCCAACGGACUGUAUCAGUCCCCUAAGUCCAACAAAACAAAGGCUAUCAAUGAAAGAGUCAUGAAAAUAUAGUGUUAGUCCAGUUAUGAUCUUGCAGCAGACUAACAGUUGGGGCAGCAGGCUAUCAAUACUGAUGCCAUUUGGACUAAUCAUACCACUUUAUGACUGCCCGGGUUCCUAAACAGACCCUCUCACCAUUCUCCCAUGUUAUAUCAACACUAAUGGAGUCAACUAUAGUCUCUUAACACCAACUCCAAGUGCCAGAAUCCAUAGAGCAAUAUUAUUGUGGUGGUAAUCGGCUAACCACUUCAUAGCUAUUAUUCAAGUCUCUCCAUAUCAUUCUCCACUCUCUUUGUUAUGUUACAGCCUUAUUCUAAAAUUGAUUAAAUAAAUAAAAAUCCUCAGCAAUCUACAUACAAUACCCCAUAAUGAAAAAGCGAAAACAGGUUUAGACAUUUUUGCAAAUGUAUUCAUUUAAAAACAGAAAUACCUUUUUUACGUAAGUAUUCACACCCUUUGUUAUGAGACUUGAAAUUGACUUCAGGUGCAUCCUGUUUCCAUUGAUCAUCCUUCAGCUGUUUCUACAACUUGAUUGGAGUCCACCUGUGGUAAAUUCAAUUGAUUGGACAUGAUUUGGAAAGACACACACCUGUUUAUAUAAGGGAAAAAAACCAAGCCAUAUAUCAGAGCAAAAACCAAGCCAUGAGGUUGAAGGAAUUGUCCGUAGAGCUCCGAGACAGGAUUGUGUCGAGGCACAGAUCUGGGGAAGGGUACCAAAACAUUUCUGCAGCAUUGAAGGUCCCCAAGAACACAGUGGCCUCCAUCAUUUUUAAACGGAAGAAGUUUGGAACCACCAAGACUCUUCCUAGAGCUGGCCGCCCAGCCAAACUGAGCAAUCGGGGGAGAAGGGCCUUGGUCAGGGAGGUGACCAAGAACCCGAUGGUCACUCUGACAGAGGUCCAGAGUUCCUCUGUGGAGGUGGGAGAACCUUCCAGACGGAAGCCACUCCUCAGUAAAAGGCACGACAGCCCGCUUGGAGUUUGCCAAAAGGCACCUAUAGACUCUCAGACCAUGAGAAACAAGAUUCUCUGGUCUGAUGAAACCAAGCUUCAACUCCUUGGCCUGAAGGCCAAGGGUCACAUUUGGAGGAAACCUGGCACCAUCCCUACAGUGAAGCAUAGUGGUGGCAACAUCAUGCUGUGGGGAUGUUUUUCAGCAGAAGGGACUGGGAGACUAGUCAGGAUCGAGGGAAAGAUGAACAGAGAUCCUUAAUGAAAACCUGCUCCAGGGCACUCAGGACCUCAGACUGGGGAAAAGGUUCACCUUCCAACAGGACAACGACCCUAAGCACACAGCCAGGACAACACAGGAGUGGCUUUGGGACAAGUCUCUGAAUGUCGUUGAGUGGCCCAGCCAGAGCCCGGACUUGAACCCGAUCGAACAUCUCUGGAGAGACCUGAAAAUAGCUGUGCAGCAAUGCUCCCCAUCCAACCUGACAGAGCUUGAGAGGAUCUGCAGAGAAGAAUGGGAGAAACUCCCCAAAUACAGGUGUGCCAAGCUUAUAGCGUCAUACCCAAGAAGACUUGAGGCUGUAAUCGCUGCCAAAGGUGCUUCAACAAAGUACUGAGUAAAGGGUCUGAAUACUUAUGUAAAUGUAAUUUAUUAGUUAUUUAUUUAAAAAAAAAUUUGCAACAAUUUCUAAACUUUUUUACCAUUAUGGGGUAGUGUGUAGAUUGAGGGGGAAAAAACAAUUUAAUCAAUUUUAGAAUAAGUCUGGAACCUAACAAAAUGUGGAAAAAGUCAAGGGGUCUGAAUACUUUCCGAAUGCACUAUAUAUAUUUCUUACAUGUAUUUAUCCCCUUUAUUUGUCCUCUCCCACUGCCUUAUUUUAGGCACUGGUACUGGGGACAUUCAGAUGAGUCUUGUAAGGCUUGUGGGCAUCCUAGGGCAAAACGGAGAAAACCAUCGUGUUCGCAAGAGUCUCAGCUUUCAAUAUAGUUUCUGGGCCAAACCUUUCGGACGCUACAGGCGUUUUUGUGAGAAGACCAAUUUUCGGGAUGUCUCAUGGUUUGACAAACACCACUCUGGCUCAUUCCACUUUUUACUGCAGAUGCGGAAGGGCGAUAUCGGCGGAUGAGGUGGAUUGAGACGCAGCCCAUUCAAAAACACAUGUCUAGCUUGAUGGGGAUUUAUGUUAGAUUUCCGCGGGGGGCGCGACCAUUGUAGGCCAAGGGUUAAUGUUUGGUUGUGGUAGAUGCAGCUGUAUUGAGACAGAUGCAAAUCAGCAGCUCCUGUGCUCUAUAUCACUAAGAAGGAAUAAGCCACUCAAACACAUUCCAUAUCAACUAAUCUACACAAAGAGCUCACUGGGGUUGCAAGAAAAUAAUCCCCCUUUUCAGAUCCACCAAAUGCCUCCAUUCAGGGCAGUGAUAAAUAAAGGGCCAAAUAAUGGGCCUGCUGCCAGUUCCAGACAGACCCACCAUGCCAAGGCUUCUGCCACCACACCCUGCAGAUCAGUGCAUCGCUGCAGUCCGUCCCAUCAUGCACCUGUGUAUAGUCAGUCAUACAGUGUGACGUGGCACAGUGGGGCUACAGCAUGGCCAGGCAGUCGGGGUAGGAUGUGAGAUGCAAUAGAUAUUGCCUCAGAGCAGCCAACCAUGACACCAGCACAAAUCUAAUAUACCCUCAAAGUAUCAAGUUUCAGGAGAAGACCCAGACAGUGUCGAAGUAACAAACUUUUAUUACAAAAACAGGGGGCAGGCAACCGACAGGUCAAGGGCAGGCAGAGGUCAGUAAUCCAGAUCAGAGUCCAAAAGGUACAGAACAGCAGGCAGUCUCAGGGUCAGGGCAGGCAGAGGUCAAUAAUCCAGGGUGGUGUGACAUGGUACAGAACGGCAGGCAGGCUCAGGCUCAUGGUAGGCAGAAUGGUCAAAACCUGGAAACCAGGAACUUGAAAAAGACAGGAGCAAGGGAAAAAACGCUAGUAGGCUUAACGAAACAAAACGAACUGGCAACAAACAGAACACAGGUAUAAAUACCCUGGGGAUAAAGGGCUGUGAGACUUGGGUUUGAUCCUAGACACAUUAAAAGUGGGACGUAUACGGAGGGUACAGGAAAACAGAAGAUGAACAGCAGAGGGGCUAAUGAUCUUGGAGAUGGGGAUAGGGCCAAUAAACCGGGGGGAAAGUUUGCGUGACUCCACCCGGAGGGGCAGAUUUCGGGUGGACAGCCAUACCUUCUGCCCGAGACGAUACCGUGGAGCCAGGGUCCGGUGGCGGUCCGCUUGUCGUCGGUACCUGGAGGUGGUCUUAAGAGCUGACCGGGCUCUCCUCCAGGUACGACAACAACGGCGGACAAACAUCUGGGCCGAGGGUAUACCAACCUCUUCCUCUGGGAAGAGCGGGGGCUGAUAACCCAGGGAACACUCAAAAGGCGAAAGACCCGUGGCAGAGCAGGGAAGGGUGUUGCAGGCAUAGUCGACCCACACUAGUUGCUGGCUCCAGGUGGUGGGGUUGGUGGAGACCAGGCAGCGCAGAUUUGUCUCCAGGUCUUGGUUAGCGCACUCCGACUGGCCGUUGGACUGAGGGUGGAAACCGGAGGAUAGGCUGGCCGACGACCCAAUGAGUGUGCAGAAAGGCCAGUUCGUACUAUCACGUUUCAGGAGAAGACCCAGAUGCAGACAGUGUCUAAGUAACAAACGUUUAUUACAAAAACAAGAGGCAGGCAACCGACAGGUGAAGGGCAGGCAGAGGUCAGUAAUCCAGAUCAGAGUCCAAAAGGUACAGAGCAGCAGGCAGUCUCAGGGUCAGGGCAGGCAGAGGUCAACAAUUCAGGGUGGUGUGACAAGGUACAGAACGGCAGGCAGGCUCAGGGUCAGGGCAGGCAGAAUGGUCAAAACCUGGAAACCAGGAACUUGAAAAAGACAGGAGCAAGGGGAAAACCGCUGGUAGGCUUGACGAAACAAAACGAACUGGCAACAAACAAACAGAGAACACAGGUAUAAAUACACUGGGGAUAAUGGGGAAGAUGGGCGACACCUGGAGGGGGGUGGAGACAAUCACAAAGACAGGUGAAACAAAUCAGGGUGUGACAAAGAGAUGUUAUGGUUUUCACCUAUUUCUCUGAUGAGAUUUCCCCCCCACCCCCACACCUUUUUGUUGUCUUUGUCAAUUAAGUGAUUUUCCAUAAAUUACUAAACUAACACUACAGUUCUAAUUGAAAACUGCUCAUGUGCAUAAUUUGACUGUUGUUUCCACAUUUUUCCAAUUUAUCAGAGGGCCUUCAUGUAUUUUGACAAUAAUGGUCCAGUACCUCACAUGGCCUCCUCAUCCAAACAGCAAAGGUGCCAAGAGGAUGCUUUUAUCAAAUUAAUGUGGGGCCCAGAAUUUUCACUAUCAGUAUGGGUGGGGUAUGUGUGGAACAAAAGGAAGCCUGUUACAAAUAUCUUGGAAGUUGGACAUGGGCCCGUGACAUUUAGCUUGUCGCCAGCUUUGUUAGAAAACUGUUGGGUGAGUCACAGCCUUGGGGUAUUUCAAGCAAUUCCUGUAUCAGGUUACAGAUGUUUUCCUUUAGGUACUCAGAGUCCCCACCGGGUCCCACAGUAAAAAAAGCUGCCUAUUUCCCUCGUCAAACUCAAAUCUCACUGCAUCUCUAUUGGGAAAAACAAAAAUACAAAACGAAAUUGACAGUGUUAGAGUCAAGCUUUGCCAACAUUGAUGUUGAGCUUGGUAUAACUCCACAGAACCCCCCAACCCCCCGCCCUCCCUGUCCCUUCACCUAUGGCCCUGUGCUCUCCUUGACCUUUCGACAUUUAGGACAUUCAUCAUUGGGCAGGAAAGGCUAUAUACCCACGUCAACUUUAAACUUCAGUCACAGAGAGUUUUUUCUCCAAGCGAUGUCAAUUUCUGUGAUUUAAGAGGAAACUCAUACAUUGUGCCUGCUGGGUAAAUAAAUUAGUUUAUAGACCCUCCCCCUUAAAGCCAAUACAUCAUUUGCACAAUAUGGGGAACUUUUGUUGUAUGCGUUCCACUAGAGUUUUUAAAGCAGUGGGGUACUAUAUAUAUAUACAGUUGAAGUCGGAAGUUUACAUACACCUUAGCCAAAUACAUUUAAACUCAGUUUUUCACAAUUCCUGACAUUUAAUCCUAGUAAAAAUUCCCUGUCUUAGGUCAGUUAGGAUCACCACUUUAUUUUAAGAAUGUGAAAUGUCAGAAUAAUAAUAGAGAUAAUGAUUUAUUUCAGCUUUGAUUUCUUUCAUCACAUUCCCAGUGGGUCAGAAGUUUAUAUACACUCAAUUAGUGUUUGGUAGCAUUGCUUUUAAAUUGUUUAACUUUGGUCAAACGUUUCGGUGUCACGCCCUGGCUCUGGGACUCUGUUAUGUUGAGCCAGGGUGUGUAGUUUCUAUGUGUUUGUGUUCUAGGUUCAUUAUCUAGCUCAUGUGUUUCUGUGUUGGCCGGGGUGGUUCUCAAUCAGAGGCAACGAGUAUCAGCUGUUGCUUGUUGUCUCUGAUUGGGAACCAUACUUAGGCAGCCUGUUUUCCACAGUGUAUUGUGGGAUCUUGUUCCGUGUUGGUUUGUGUAUGUAACCAAGGACUUCACGUUAUCGUUUUGUUGUUUUUGUUUCUUGUGGUGAAUCUAAAUAAAGUAUGUUGACUUAUCACGCUGCGCAUUGGUCCACUCCCUUCAACGAUCGUGACAGAAGAUCCCACCAAAACAGGACCAAGCAGCGUGUCCAGGAGCAAGCGCCGGGUAAGGAGCUGGAGAGGUUGGCGGUGGGCCAAUGGUGGUCCUGGGAGGACAUGCUCGCGGGAAAAGGGCCAUGGGCUAAAGUUAAGGCCCUGGCGAGAGAGGAGGUACGGCGCCAACAGUGCCGUCGUCAGACAGGCGAGAGGCAACCCCAAGUAAUUUUUAGGGGGGGGGGGGCACACGGCAUGGAUGACGGGGCAGCAGGAGGCAGCUACAGGGCGUAUCGGGAGAAUAGGAGAGGAGGCCACCAGGUUAAGGGGGCUAUUGGUCCAGAGGGAGCAGGAGUUAGUGGGUCAGAGGGAGGAGCUACUGGAGGCGAUAAGGGAGAAGGAGAGAGUAGAGGCACGGCGAGAGGAACUGUGUAGGCAGCUGAGGGAGCGGAGGGUUAUGAAGAAACCCAGUCCCGCUCCUCACACCAAGCAAGUGGUGUGUGUCACCAGUCCGGUCCGGCCCGUUCCUGCUCCCCGCACUAAGUUAGUGGUGCGUGUUCCCAGUCCGGCCCGACCCGUUCCUGCUCCCCGCACUAAGUUAGUGGUGCGUGUUCCCAGUCCGGCCCGACCCGUUCCUGCUCCCCGCACUAAGUUAGUGGUGCGUGUUCCCAGUACGGCCCAACCCGUGUCUGCUCCCCGCACUAAGUUAGUGGUGCGUGUUCCCAGUCCGGCCCGACCCGUUCCUGCUCCCCGCACUAAGUUAGUGGUGCGUGUUCCCAGUCCGGCCCGACCCGUUCCUGCUCCCCGCACUAAGUUAGUGGUGCGUGUUCCCAGUACGGCCCAACCCGUUCCUGCUCCCUGCACUAAGUUAGUGGUGCGUGUUCCCAGUCCGGCCCGACCUGUUCCUGCUCCCCGCACCAAGCUUAUGGUGCGCGUCGCCAGCCCGGUCCGGCCUGUUCCUGCCCCUCGCACCAAGCCUAUGGUGCGCGUCGCAAGCCCGGCCCGGCCUGUUCCUGCUCCCCGCACCAAGCCAAUGGUGCGCGUCGCCAGCCCGGCCCGGCCUGUUCCUGCUCCCCGCACCAAGCCAAUGGUGCGCGUCGCCAGCCCGGCCCGGCCUGUUCCUGCUUCCCGCACCAAGCCAAUGGUGCGCGUCGUCAGCCCGGCCCGGCCCGUACCUGCUCCCCGCACCAAGCCUGUGGUGCGCAUCGUCAGCCCGGUCCGGCCCGUUCCUGCUCCCCGCACCAAGCCAGGGGUGCGAGUCGUCAGCCCGGUCCGGCCCGUUCCUGCUCCCCGCACCAAGCCAGGGGUGCGCGUCGUCAGCCCGGUCCGGCCCAUUCCUGCUCCCCGCACCAAGCCUGUGGUGCGCGUCGUCAGUCCGGUCCGGCCCGUUCCUGCUCCCCGCACCAAGCCAGGGGUGCGCGUCGUCAGUCCGGCACAGCCCGUGCCUAAGCAAUCCGCUCCACCGAUGUCCAGGCCAGCUCCAGCCAGCGGGGCCAGACCGGACCAGGGGCGCUACGGGGGGAUUGUUGGAGGGUGGUGGUCAAGCCCGGAGCCGGAACCGCCUCCGAGGAGGAAUGCUCACCCGGCCCUCCCCUGUUCGGUUUAUGUUUGGCGCGGUCGCAGUCCGCGCCUUUGGGGGGGGGUACUGUCACGCCCUGGCUCUGGGACUCUGUUAUGUUGAGCCAGGGUGUGUAGUUUCUAUGUGUUUGUGUUCUAGGUUCAUUAUCUAGCUCAUGUGUUUCUGUGUUGGCCGGGGUGGUUCUCAAUCAGAGGCAACGAGUAUCAGCUGUUGCUUGUUGUCUCUGAUUGGGAACCAUACUUAGGCAGCCUGUUUUCCACAGUGUAUUGUGGGAUCUUGUUCCGUGUUGGUUUGUGUAUGUAACCAAGGACUUCACGUUAUCGUUUUGUUGUUUUUGUUUCGUGUGGUGAAUCUAAAUAAAGUAUGUUCACUUAUCACGCUGCGCAUUGGUCCACUCCCUUCAACGAUCGUGACAUUCGGGUAGCCUUCCACAAGCUUCCCACAAUAAGUUGGGUGAAUUUUGGCCCAUUCCUCCUGACAGAGCUGGUGUAACUGAGUCAGGUUUGUAGGCCUCCUUGGUCGCACACACUUUUUCAGUUCUGCCCACACAUUUCCUAUAGGAUUGAGGUCAGGGCUUUGUGAUGGCCACUCCAAUACCUUGACUUUGUUGUCCUUAAGCCAUUUUGCUACAACUUUGGAAAUAUGCUUGGGGUCAUUGUCCAUUUGGAAGACCCAUUUGAGAGCAAGCUUUAACUUCCUGACUGAUGUCUUAAGAUGCUGCUUCAAUAUAUCCACAUUAUUUUCCUUCCUCAUGAUGCCAUCUAUUUUGUGAAGUGCACCAGUCCCUCCUGCAGCAAAGCACUCACACAGCAUGAUGCUGCCACCCCCGUGCUUCACGGAUGGGAUGGUGUUCUUCGGCAUGCAAGCCACCCCCUUUUUCCUCCAAACAUAACGAUGGUCAUUAUGGCCAAACAAUUAUAUUUUUGUUUCAUCAGACCAGAGGACAUUUCUCCAAAAAGUACGAUCUUUGUCCCCAUGUGCAGUUGCAAACCGUAGUAUGGCUUUUUUAUGGCUGUUUUGGAGCAGUGGCUUCUUCCUUGCUGAGCUGCCUUUUAGGUUAUGUCGAUAUAGGACUCUUUUUACUGUGCAUAUAGAUACCUUUGUAUCGGUUUCCUCCAGCAUCUUCACAAGGUCCUUUGCUGUUGUUCUGGGAUUGAUUUGCACUUUUCGCACCAAAGUACGUUCAUCUCUAGGAGACAGAACGCGUCUCCUUCCUGAGCGGUCUGACGGCUGCAUGGUCCCAUGAUGUUUAUACUUGCGUAAUAUUGUUUGUACAGAUGAAUGUGGUACCUUCAGGUGUUUGGAAAUUGCUCCCAAGGAUGAACCAGACUUGUGGAGGUCUACAAUUGUUUUUCUGAGGUCUUGGCUGAUUUCUUUAGAUUUUCCCAUGAUGUCAAGCAAAGAGGCACUGAGUUUGAAGGUAGGCCUUGAAAUACAUCCACAGGUACACCUCAAAUUGACUCAUAUGAUGUAAAUUAGCCUAUCAGAAGCUUCUAAAGCCAUGACAUCAUUUUCAGGAAUUUUCCAAGCUGUUUAAAGGCACAGUCAACUUAGUGUAUGUAAACUUCUGACCCACUGGAAUUGUGAUACAGUGAAUUAUAAGUGAAAUAAUCUGUCUGUAAACAAUUGUUGGAUAAAUUACUUAUGUCAUGCACAAAGUAGAUGUCUUAACCGACUUGCCAAAACGAUAGUUUGUUAACAAGAAAUGUGUGAAGUGGUUGAAAAACGAGUUUUAAAGACUCCAACCUAAGUGUAUGUAAACUUCCGACUUCAACUGUAUGUAUAUAUAAAUAUAUAGUGUUCAUUCAUUAAUUUCCAAUGCAGUGGCUCCUGUUUGAUGAGGUAGUCAGGGUCUCUGUGUGAGACUGCUCUAAUUGUGUCAAUGACUGUAUAGGGAAUUGUGUACAAUAUAUGACACAUUCCAGUGCAUCUUAACAUAUCUAUAAUCAGAAACUUCGUAACAUUACAACCGCCCCGUUGGACAGGACAUAAACUACUAUACUGCAUAUACAGUUAUCCAGUUCUAAAAACAUAACACAGAGAUCAGUAAUGACCAGAGCUCUCCUCCUUGCCCGUCCCGUCUGUGUGAGGCGACCUCUCUCCUGGUGGGAUGUUGAUCCCCAACCCCAGCUAGCCAUAACGGCUGAUGUUACCUCUUCUCCCAUUGAAGCUGGCAAAACAAGGCCCGUCAGCUUUCUAGGUGUAAAACUAGUGCCACCUGCUGAUGAUCUAGGGAACACUCAUUUCUCUCUAUGCUCAUAAUUUACCCUGGGGUCCCUCGCUGCUCGGCUGCAGCCAAGAACACCAAAUCAAGUCUACGAUCACACAGACCCCCCACUGCUAGAGCUACAACUGGAAGCAAACAAGUAAAGUGGAUUAAGUUCUUAUGGAGAAGAAGAAAAACAUUUCCUUUCUUUUUGUUUUCCUUUCAACGGUCAGAAUCUAGGGCAGCAGACCCUACGUUGUCCCAGCCUCUUACUGUACUGUGCUGUAUAUGGUCAUGGUAGUCUGUCUAUUUUAAUGGGCUUCCACGGUCUGUCUCUCCUUAUACAUAAGGGAGGCACUUCAGAUGUCCCCAGGUCCUGCUGCUACUAAAGAGUUACAAGGCCAUCCAUGUUAAGGAGCUCAGUAAAUCAUACUAUAGCGAACAAGUCUGUCCCAAACACUGGGGAAGAUACGCACAGCAACUUCACACAUUCCAAGUCAACUCUUAAAGUUAAUGUGACAAUAACACUGUCACUGAGACUCAUACAGAAGUGUUACCAUGGUAGGUGACUUUCACUACAACCACUCAACUGUUGGAACAUCUGUCUCCAUGGCGAUACAGUUUCAACUCAAACAGUGACUCAUCCUUAAGCUAAACAAUGUAUGGUCAUAACGUCAUUCCUCUCCUCUUUCUCACACUGCUGCCAGUGAAACGGGGAACCCCACUAAAUAUUUAAAAGGUGAUUACUCAUAUGGGCCAGUUUGUGAUCCUGAUGCAUAGAGACAGAGAUAACCAGAGGGAAAAGUCUGAAGUCUCUCCCAUGCAGAUACAUUUGACAGAUUCACUAUAUCCUCUGGCUAACACCCCUUUACACUCCUUUAAAUAAUGUCCAAUCCCUCGCUCUCUCUCCCCUAACAUCCUUUUCCUGCACUCUGCCAAUCGGAGGAAGAGAGACAGAGGCGAGGUGAUAAGAACAUUAGAAUUCCAGUGACCUGCCAACUUGCCAAGAGAAAUGGGUCUGCUUCCUCAACAGCCCGGCUGGUGUGUGUGUGUGUGUGUGUGUGUGUGUGUGUGUGCGUGCGCGCGGCAUUUGUGUUUGUGUGUAUUUGUGUGUGUGGUGGUGGGGGGGAUCCUAACAGUACCUCCAGCCUGAGGGCCUGAGAGAGAAGAGAGACGCACAGCCAGGCUCAUUGUUCCAGAGCCUGCGACCUUUCCAUAGGGAACUGGCUGGUGGGUGGGAGGCUCAUUUCCGAGGAUUGUUGGAGGGCUUUGAAAACUUCAGAAGGAGGGGAGAUAGGGUGUGAGUGCAUCUGUGUGUGCGAGUAUGUGUAUGUGAGUGAGGGGAACAGGGGGAGGGGACUCUGAGCCUGGGGAGGAGGAGGGUGAUUUUUGGAGAUGGGGCGGGGUAUUUCCAAAACCAACUCUUUAAAAACAAAUAGCAGUCCCGGAGAGGCCUCAGAUACUUUUGGCAGCUAGCUAGCGUGGAUAGAUCAGGACCAGGCAGGGAAGCAGACAUGACAGCCUUCGGGGAACUGAUGCUGCUGGUGCUGGGGCUGAUGGUGACGGCUCACUGUGAGGUUAGGGCUAGAGACCCUGAGGUGGAGGAAGAGGACCAAGACCUGCCUGUGGAGAGAGGAGGCUGGGAUACCCAGGGGGUGGGUGUCCACCCUGGACCUGGGGAGUUUGACAUCCCCCACCAGAGGAAUGGACCCCAUGGCCACAGACCUGAUGUCCCUGGCUCUGCCCACCACCCCGUGGGGCACGGACCACAUGGGCAACCCCAUCAGGCUGGUCCUGGACAACACCCCCUGGGUCUGCUGCCCAAGGAGACAGCACCUCCACCAGGAGAAGGAGGGAGCUACCCAGCCCGCACCGGGUAAGUGUUUGUUCACAGUAGCGAGCCACCUCUCAGCUGAUAGGCAGCCUGUGCAGACAAGUAUCUAUAGGAGUAGAAAAACACACCACCUGUGGAUCAACAAACACACACAUGCACUUUCACAGCAUGCACAUCAAACAGAACAUUAAAUGUUUGGUCUACCAGCAUGUAUGUAAUAGCAGCUACCACCCAGGUUGAGAACCUGGAGCAGCUCACAAAUGCCUAGAAAUACGGCUUUUAUGAGGGAUGGGUUUCAAAUGGGGGUGUCUUCCUGCAGGCUUUUUCCCUCUCAGCACAUUCAACUCUUUCCGACCUCUCCUAUGUGGAAACAUUUGGUAUCUCUUUAAUCUUCCUAUGCAAUCAGCACGAAGCUUGAGCUGAUGGGGAAACUAAACAAAGGCAAAGUGUUUUAGCAAACAUUUAUGUGCCCUCAGCAGAAUGAGUCUGUACACAAACUGCAAUGGUUUCACUGGCUCGGUGUGUCAUAAAUAGGCUGAAAUGGUUUUCCUCUCUAUAUAGCCAAGUUAUCAUUACCCAAGCCUAAUCAAUAGUAAUUCAUCUUAAUUGCAGAGAAAGCCAUAAGAGAGCCAUAGGUUUCCUGUACUUUGUGCUCGAAGCCCAAGCUGCUGGCAGAGCCCGAUCUUUGCUCCAGACGGUUACUGGACACCGUCAUUAUUCUAACCCAGAUACAUACAUUACACCCCAAAUUGCCUGAUCCCCCGAUAAUGUGCUCCCUGAGGAGCUAGCCCAAACAGCCAGCGAUUAGCCCUCCUUAAGAGCAGCCACUUAAACGUUUACUUAACGAUGUUAUUCAAAGAAUACCUUAUUUUUCUUGUGUGUCACCCCCAUUACUGUAAUGGAGUGCAGGUUUGGGCCGGGAAGCGUGCGGUUGUGACCUGUGAUAUCUCUGAUGGACAAUUUUCAUUGGAGGCUCUUGUGGCGGAGGAGGCUGGGGGUCAAUGGGAGGUUCACCUUGUGAAGAGAGGUAUAUUCAGUCAGUGUGUGAAGAGCUCUUACUCUGCAAUGUAAAAAGUAUACUGUCUUUUGCUACCUCUGAAUUCAACCCAGGUUCAUGGUUAGAAUGGAUAUGUGAAAGGUAUUCAGGCGAGUCCUUCCUCUUCAUUGUUAAAAAAUCUAUGCACUUCGGCCUUGGAGUCUGUAAAGGGAAAACACAUUGGUUGUUAAGAAUAGAAAAAACAUUUUUCUGCAAACUUCAAUUUGUCAGUAACUGAAUACUCCUUACAUCUAAAGAGCACUGACUAUGCAAAGGAAAAAAUGUUUAUUCUUCUUCUUUUCAAAAUGUAUUUUUGUUACAAACUUCUAUUUGUCCUCCAAGAGUGUCUGAGUACCUUUAGCAUAUGAAUAACACUGACUAACAGGUCAGAUAUCUCAGUUUAUUUUAGUGCUGAAUGGUUUUCAGUACAGUGUUUUUGGCAUGUUUUCAUCCCCAGGAUGUAGCAGCUCCGGUUGUUUUUGGUGUGUAUACUGCCUGAGCGAGUGCUCAGGGUCUAGGUGAUGUGUGUGUGUGUGUGUGUGUGCUACGGUGCUAGGAUAAUUCCCUCCGGUGGUGCAGACAUUGUGCUGCUGGGUCUGAGGAUGUUCCAUUCUACACGCUGCUGGACCCAGGUAUGGAACAACGCGUGUGUUAGAACCCAGGGGGUGGGCGAUGAAUGUGGAUAUACGAGGGGCGUUGGGAUGGACGGCUCACGGCUGACCUGAGGCUUUGGGCCAUUGGUACGCAUGGGGAGCUCUGAAAGGCCACUGACAGGGAGGGAAUGUAUUGUAGACCUGUGGACUACUACAUUGUAGCUAGCAAACAGAACAGAACUAUGUGGAAGCAAAGUGGAGCAGGCCCAGACAACAGGCUAAACAACUCAAUACAAGAAGCCAUGAACAAGGCAAGUAUGAGGGAGGAGUAGUUAACUGCUUAAGCUGUUUUAAUUAAUUCUGCUCAUAUAUUUGAAUGCAACAUGGUACAUCCAUCACACACUAGAGUGCACUAUCUGUAGCAUCAUUGCUAAUGGCAAUGCAUAAUUAACUGUCCUUUUACGACUAUCAUAUUUAAUAAAUGUCUUUCAUUACGCACUAUCAUUACAAUCAACAUAAUAGGAAGAAACGCUAAAAGAAUGAAAUCAAGACAUGUCCAAGUCUAAAGCCUGGCCCUCCUGCUGGGGUCCAUAGAGGGGUUCUGAGGCUGUACUGUCCCCCCUCGCGGGAGGCUCUGCUGCGGCCUCCGCUGAUUACAUCUCCCAGCUCCAGCUUCCAGAGCGGAAACUCCGUCUCAUCCGCUCCCUUCCGAUCCCUCAGCGGCCCGUCUCGGACCCCUCGGAAAAAGGGCAUUCCGAUCCACCACCAAUGAAGCAGGAAUGGCUGCGUGUCUAGAAUGGAUGUGUGGCAAAUUCUGCUUGUUGAUGCUAUGCUCACUUCACCCUCACUCUCUGACUCACUGUCAUAAAAUAUGGCCUAAGGGAAUCAGCUUUGAUUCUCAGUGUGCUUGGCCUCGGCCACUCUGCCAGUGGUAUUGUCACAAAGGCCUUUUGUGUACAGUAGGGUUUCAGAGUCCAUGUCGACUCAAUGGCUAACAGGGCCCCCAUACUCAUCUGGUUAUAUUCUCUUUUGUUUCUGAAUCAACAUCAUCUGCAGCAGUCAGGGUCCACACUUUGAACACUCUCCGACACAAUGUGGCUUUUCUUGAACUAAAUAAAAAAUAAAAAAGGCCACAGCGCAGCAUAAAGGGGACAGUGUUAUCCAGGCCAGCUGUACUGUAUAAGCAACAAGCAAAUAGGAGUCUGGGCUUUGAAACCAAAAACAAAGCUCUUCUGUUAGUAUUAGUUCUUCAUUUAUCUUGCAAAUGGAGUAUCUGGGUCUGGUAUUGUUAGUGCUAUAAAAAAAUCUGAUUUAGCUUUAUGACAUGACUCUUCAACCUUGAACAAAGACUACAGAGCCUCUUAGCUAACUUGGUUAGCCCUGUUUGGCAACCUCGGCUCUCCUCCCAGCCAGCCUAAUCAAGCCCAUUGACCUCCAUUAUUAGACUGUGGGAGAGGCCAGUGUCGCAGUGUGAACACAGCUCUAGUAUCAUAUCACCAUGAUAGAGAAACGCACCACCAAAGCUGUAUGACAGAGCUGUGUGAGGGUUUGCCAAAUGUAUUUGCUGUAGAAAGUGACUGGGGAUAAGGAUUCGGGAUUCUUACAUCUUCCCCAAUGUGUGUAUGUUGUGUGUGUUGUCUGUGUUUGUGUGUGUGCGCAUGUGGAUACCCGUGGGUAUGCUGCGUGGCAGAGUGUCCCAGGAUGGAGUAGGUUACGAUGUAUGAGAGCGUCAGACACUUCCUUCCUGGUCAAAGCCAGAGAUGGGAGCCGUAGGCCUACAGGAGGUAAUUACACAGCUAUUGUGCUCUCCCAGGGAUGGCCCUCAAUGAUGUCACAGCAGACCAAGAGGAAGUGACAUGGGGCAGCUCUGACUCUGCCAAGCGAGUAGCACGGCGGUGGGGUUGAGCGAGGAAGGACCAAAUAUUGUAGAUGUCAAGAGGUCAUUGACAAAUUGGAAUUCACAUUGAGAAAUGGGAAUUUCCAGUGAAAAUGUUCAACUUUUCAACCAAGCAGUGUGGGGGAACCCUAAUUCCUAGAAUUUUGUGAACCACAUUGCCACUGCUGGGGGCUGGUAAGAAUCCAGUAUGUACUUUUUUCUCUGCCAGAAAGUGAGUGCACAUUUCACUUGUGAUGACAGGAAGAGCAGGGGCUGCCAGACCGCAAUGUUCCCAUACUGUAAAAAUUGCAUAAUAUUGUUCUAUUGUGAAAUUUCGAAGACGAGCUCAAGUGCAGAACACAGUUUGUGACACACUAGAGGCCAAAUCAAACUGUACGGGGGUAAAUAGUCAAAGUAUCAGUGACCCUCUAGUCAUUUCACCAAACAUUCCACACUCUGAGUUUACAUUCAGUCCUGUUGAACGAGGAUAUUGCUCAAUAUUUUUUCUAUUUGGUAUUGGAAGGGGGAAAUUAUCCUUGUAUUUGCUUUCUUAUGGCAAUCCUCAUGUACUCAACAUUUGUUAGACUAGCUUUUUUGUUGUGGCACUGUUUAGUCUGUGUAGGGAUGAACACUGUGGAAGAGCUGGAGACUGUUAGAGGGGGUCAAGAGACCGUGUUCUCUCAGUUUAUGAAAUUUGAGAUGAGUGCUGGGUUGUGUUGUGACACCCCUCCCCACUAACUCUUUAUUCAGCAUGAGUUCCCUCUUACAGAGCGCAUGCAUUUGUAGCUAACUGGGCCAAGAGAAAGACAGGCUUGGAUCGGAGUGAGGGAAAAGGUGAACCCUCUUGUUCUCCUCAUCAGUAAAGGUCAAAUGUCUCCGGUCUACACAUUCUCAGUCUCUGCAGUAUAGAGUAAGUCUCAAACAAGCCGUGGUGGUACGUGUGUCUGCAAUACGUGAAGGACUUUGGCUACACUCCAAUAUCAGGGCCACAAUGAUGCGGUCACUUGCUUGUUAACCACCUGUUGUCUUGGAAACAGAUUAAGGACUUUGGUUUAAUCCUCUCCACUCCUCUGCAGCUGCCCCCCUGAAGCUUCAAGGGUCUUUGUUUGGUCUGGCCUGGACACAGAGGUGGUGGAUUGGAGAGCCAAUGACACACUCAUGUUGAGGAUCUUCCAAUACAGGGUCCUGUGAGUCGUACGGCCUGUACCAUGACUGAGGAACAGAGAGGGGGGAUAACGCUGAGAAUACAUAACUAUGUCUAGAAGUUCUUCUUAACCUUGAAUGGUUGAGCUAGGUCAGAUAGAGCUUGUCCUAUUUAGGAAACACUCACAGUCAAACACACAUAAACACACACAUGAAGAGUUCAUUAACCCUUGACCGGCAUCCCCUCCAUACAAUGCUACAGACCACAGUGGAAGGGAGUGGUUUGGCAAAACAUAACAGCCACUUCACCUUGCCUUUCCAUCCACAUGGGGUCUCUGAGUCACAGGUUCAGCAAGGUGAGCCAGAAAAAACACUAAACACCAGAUCUGAUGUGUCACACUAACCGCUCCCCCCACCACAUGCAUCAGUUUGAGGGGCCCCGGGCCGCCUGCUCGCCUGGUGUUUACAGUCAAUGCUUUCCCUCGUUGAUGACCUCACGUCUGAUCGUGUCCUGAUUGCGAGGGACAAGGGGGCGUGGGGUUUGUCUCAGACAGGGCCACCCAGGAGCAGUGAAAUCCAUCCCCCCUCCACACCUGUUUCACCUGGGUCAGGGGCUGGUGGUGAGAUGACCCCUGCUGUGAUGUAGACUGACCCCUGGCUAUCCUUCAUCUUCUCCAAUGGGCUGUUUGGACAGUCUGGGUCUGGAACAGGUUAGCACAGCUCAGUGCAGUGCUGUGCUGGUUAGGGAGGGUCAGAAGGGGAGAGCCGCUGUAGCAAAUGAAGGUCAUGGGGUUCAAAUGGAAUAUGAUGGCAUAAGUCUCCAGAAACUGAGAUAGAUAAAUACCUGUGGAAUUCAUUGAAAUCAAACAAUUCUGCUGGAAAAUAAAAGUGAAUACAAUUUCCCUGAUUAGAUAUGCAGACAGCAGUGUGAAGGUCCUGAAAAGAAAGCCAGCCUAUAGAUGCCUUUGGCCAGUCAUUAGGUGCUACGUACAGUUGAAGUCAGAAGUUUACAUACACUUAGGUUGGAGUUAAUAAAACUUGUUUUUCAACCACUCCACAAAUUUCUUGUUAACAAACUAUAGUUUUGGCAAGUUGGUUAGGACAUCUACUUUGUGCAUGACACAAGUAAUUUAUCCAACAAUUGUUUACAGACAGAUUAUUUCACUUAUAAUUCACUGUAUCACAAUUCCAGUGGAUCAGAAGUUUACAUACACUAAGUUGACUUUGCCUUUAAACAGCUUGGAAAAUUCCAGAAAAUGAUGUCAUGGCUUUAGAAGCUUCUGAUAGGCUAAUUGACAUCAUUUGAGUCAAUUGGAGGUGUACCUGUGGAUGUAUUUCAAGGCCUACCUUCAAACUCAGAGCCUCUUUGCUUGACAUUAUGGGAAAAUCAAAAGAAAUCAGCCAAGACCUCAGAAAGAAAAUUGUUGGCCUCCACAAGUCUGGUUCAUCCUUGGGAGCAAUUUCCAAAUGCCUCAAGAUACCACGUUCAUCUGUACAAAAAAAGUAUGCAAGUAUAAACACCAAGGGACCACGCAGCCGCCAUACCGCUCAGGAAGGAAACGCGUUCUGUCUCCUAGAGAUGAACGUACUUUGGUGCGAAAAAUGCAAAUCAAGCCCAGAACAACAGCAAAGGACCUUGUGAAGAUGCUGGAGGAAACAGGUACAAAAGUAUCUAUAUCCACAGUAAUACGAGUCCUAUGUCAACAUAACCUGAAAGGCCGCUCAGCAAGGAAGAAGCCACUGCUCCAAAACUGCCAUAAAAAAGCCAGACUACAGUUUGCAACUGCACAUGGGGACAAAGAUCGUACUUUUUUGAGAAAUGUCCUUUGGUCUGAUGAAACAGAAAUUGAACUGUUUGGCCAUAAUGACCAUCGUUAUGUUUGGAGGAAAAAGGGGGAUGCUUGCAAGCCGAAGAACACCAUCCCAACCGUAAAGCAUGGGGGUGGCAGCAUCAUGCUAUGGGGGUGGCUUUGCUGCAGGAGGGACUGGUGCACUUCACAAAAUGUAUGGCAUCAUGAGGAAGGAAAAUUAUGUGGAUAUAUAUUGAAGCAACAUCUCAAGACAUCAGUCAGGAAGUUAAAGCUUGGUCGCAAAUGGGUCUUCAAAAUGGACAAUGAUCCCAAGCAUACUUCCAAAGUUGUGGUAAAAUGGCUUAAGGACAACAAAGUCAAUGUAUUGGAGUGGCCAUCACAAAGCCCUGACCUCAAUCCUAUAGAAAAUGUGUGGGCAGAACUGAAAAAGCGUGUGCAAUCAAGGAGGCCUACAAACCUGACUCAGUUACACCAUCUCUGUCAGGAGGAAUGGACCAAAAUUCACCCAACUUAUUGUGGGAAGCUUGUGAAAGGCUACCCAAAACAUUUGACCCAGUUAAACAACUUAAAGGCAAUGCUACCAAAUACUAAUUGAGUGUAUGUAAACUUCUGACCCACUGGGAAUGUGAUGAAAUAAAUAAAAGCUGAAAUAAAUCAUUCUCUCUACUAUUAUCCUGACAUUUCACAUUCUUAAAAUAAAGUGGUGAUCCUAACUGACCUAAGACAGGGAAUUUUUACUAGGAUUAAAUGUCAGGAAUUGUGAAAAAACUGAGUUGAAAUGUAUUUGGCUAAGGUGUAUGUGAACUUCCGUCUUCAACUGUAUGUGCUGAGAAGGUAGAGUUGGAAGCAGGGAAUCAUUAUUUCAGCGCUACCCUUGGGAGGAACCAGGUGGGUGAGUCACCAUGCCAGGCCUGAGAACUGAAGCUGGCAGUAAAAGGCCCAUUAGUAAUGGGGGGUAGAUAGGGGUCAGGAGGGUGACUGCACUGGGAGCGAUAAGACAACUCAACGACAAAGCAACUGUAAAAAAGAAAAAUAUUUGGGAAACGUCUUUUGAAAUGUAUGCCACCGAAACACACAAACAAUACGUGCUUCAAGAGUCCAACAGCACCCAAAUAAGGUUGGAUGAAAAGGCAGAUGUUGCUGAAUGGAUUUUUAUUUUGGGCCCUGUUAACUCUAAAUCAAGAUAAAUGAAAAUGAACACUAUGCAUUAUGACUGUUAAGUUAUGGGAAAGUCCAGUGGUCAGUAUCUGGAGAGGAUGUUAUGUUUGUAGCCCUGACCUGUAGAAACAGGAAGGAUAACCACAGAAUUGCAAACAAGCAAACUGUGAGACAGCAGCAGUAGCCGUUAAGACAGAGAGAGCUGUAAGCCCAGGAGGAAGACAGACUGACCUUCACCCCUCAGCUGUCUCCCAGCUUCCUGUUUCAUUACACAUACACUACCCUUCAAAAGUUUGGGGUCACUUAGAAAGGUCCUUGUUUUUCAAAAGAAAAGCAAUUUUUUUGUCCAUUAAAAUAACAUCAAAUUGAUCAGAAAUACAGUGUAGACAUUGUUAAUGUUGUAAAUGGCUAUUGUUGCUGGAAACGGCUGAUUUUUAAUUGAAUAUCUACAUAGGCGUACAGAGGACCAUUAUCAGCAACCAUCAGUCCUGUGUUCCAAUGGCACGUUGUGUUUGCUAAUCCAAGUUUAUCAUUUUAAAAGGUUAAUUGAUCAUUAUAAAACCCUUUUGCAAUUAUGUUAGCACAGCUGAAAACUGUAGUGCUGAUUAAAGAAGCAAUAAACUCGCCUUCUUGAGACUAGUUGAGUAUCUGGAGCAUCAGCAAUUGUGGGUUCGAUUACAGGCUCAAAACGGCCAGAAAUCGUCAGUCUAUUCUUGUUCUGAGAAAUGAAGGCUAUUCCAUGCGAGAAAUUGCCAAUAAACUGAAGAUCUCGUACAACGCUGUGUACUACUCCCUUCACAGAACAGCGCAAACUGGCUCUAACCAGAAUAGAAAGAGGAGUGGGAGGCCCCGGUGCACAACUGAGCAAGAGGACAAAUACAUUAGAGUGUCUAGUUUGAGAAACAGACGCCUCACAGGUCCUCAAAUGGCAGCUUCAUUAAAUAGUACCCGCAAAACACCAGUCUCAAAGUCAACAGUGAAGAGGCGACUCCGGGAUGCUGACCUCCUAGGCAGAGUUGCAAAGAAAAAGCCAUAUCUCAGACUGGCCAAUAAAAAGAAAAUAUUAAGAUGGGCAAAAGAACACAUACACUGGACAGAAGAAGAUUGGAAAAAAGUGUCAUGGACAGACGAAUUGAAGUUUGAGGUGUUCGGAUCACAAAGAACAACAAUUGUGAGACACAGACCAAAUGAAAAGAUGCUGGAGGAGUGCUUGAUGCCAUCUGUCAAGCAUGGUGGAGGCAAUGUGAUGGUCUGGGGGUGCUUUGGUGGAGGUAAAGUGGGAGAUUUGAACAGGGUAAAAGGGAUCUUGAAGAAGGAAGGCUAUCACUCCAUUUUGCAACGCCAUGCCAUACCCUGUGGACUGCGCUUGAUUGGAGCCAAUUUCCUCCUACAACAGGACAAUGACCCAAAGCACAGCUCCAAGCUAUGCAAGAACUAUUUAGGGAAAAAGUAGUCAGCUGGUAUUCUGUCUAUAAUGGAGUGGCCAGCACAGUCACCGGAUCUCAACCCUAUUGAGCUGUUGUGGGAGCAGCUUGACCGUAUGGUACGUAAGAAGUGCCCAUCAAGCCAAUCCAACUUGUGGGAGGUACUUCAGGAAGCAUGGGGUGAAAUCUCUUCAGAUUACCUCAACAAAUUGACAACUAGAAUGCCAAAGGUCUGCAAGGCUGUAACUGCUGCAAAUGGAGGAUUCUUUGACGAAAGCAAAUUUUGAAGGACACAAUUAUUAUUUCAAUAAAAAAAUCAUUAUUUCUAACCUUGUCAAUGACUACAUUUCCUAUUCAUUUUGCUAUAUUUCCUAUCCAAAUUCAUUUCAUGUAUGUUUUCAUGGAAAACAAGGACAUUUCUAAGUGACCCCAAACUUUUGAACGGUAGUGUAGAUAUUGCACAGUAUCAAAGGAAUGACGCUGUAUGCUUGUGUCCUCUUCCAGAAACUGGUGUGCAUUCGUGCACCGCCGCAUUGAAACCAUGGCUGUAUCCUGUGGCAAAGAACAGUACACCAUCAAGUCCCAGAGCCCCUGUCCCAAUGGCACGCCUGACUGCCAACUUGUCAUGUGAGUUCAGCCCACUGUGCAUUCAAACGUCAACUUCAACCACAUGUUAACAGUACACUGCAUUACAUUACAGAUUGACAAUGCACACUCAAAUCCCCUUGCAUUGCACAUUGCUCAAUGCAGCAUUCUCAUAUAAUAACAAUAAUAAUAUCUUAUUUACGAUCCAUCAGUUCAAUUUCAGGCGAAAACCAAUGUGUGUGUGUGUGUGUGUUUGUAACCUUGUUUUCUGUGUGUUUAGGUACAAGCUCUCUACCCGGCCAGUGUACAGAGAGAAGCAAAAGAUCUUCACAGCCCUGUUGUGGAGGUGCUGCCCAGGACAUGGAGGGGAGAACUGUGAGGAAACAGGUACUGAAACAGAGCUAGACACAACUGAUACACACAUGCUGUAUACUGUAGGCCCCUAUAAGUCAAUGAGCAUCAAAACGAGUGUUAGUAAUUGCAUUUUGGCAUAAGAAGUAACCUUACGGUGCAAUAUGCCUCCACUGGCCUACUCUAGACGUUCUCCUGGAUUACUUGAUGAGUUUGGCUCGGACUCUUUUUACUAAUAGUAUGAUUUAGGGUCUUUUCGUUCAGCGACAAAUCUCGAGUAGAUUUCCUGUGUGUGAAAUGGCCCUUAACUCGGCGAGAGAGACCGGCUGAGAAAAUCAUGUGUUUACGAAAGCUGGUGGAACCAAUAAAAGUAACAUCCUCUCCCUGCGCUCCUGCUCUCCUCUCGCUUCCUCUUUCUCUCUCCCUCCCUCUAUUCCUCAGUGGCUGAUGGCCAUGUGUCUGACCCGGCGGACCCUACGUUGGCAGGACGACCACAUCCAGGAGACACUGAGCCUCACCACACAGGUAGGUCUGCUCAUCUGACCCGUCUGUUUACAUGUUGGGGGGGGGGGUGACUGGGUGAGCUGGCCUUCAAUCAAACGCCCCGUGCCGCCCUCUCUGACUCAAACAAACUGAACAAACCGAGGAAACGGCAGUGGGCCAGGAGAACAAGCAUUUGUGUAAAAGCUAUAGCAGGCUGUGGGAAGUUCGUCACCUCCCAGGGGAGGGAGGAAAGGGUGUGUGACAAUUCUCAAGGCAUCAAGCUAGGCUGUAGAGGGGGUGUGACCCUAUCCCACCCCACACAUGUAGCUAGGAGCCCAAACACACCGAGUCACCCGUACACAAACACAUAUGCAGGCAUGCAGAAAAAAUACUGAAAACAGGCAGGAGCUGAGACACUAAAAAUAACCCUCUGCCCUUUUAGGCCAGUUCUAGGCCAAGAUAAAGACGUAAAGUUCCCCGUUAUCAGCUGGUCCGCUCUCAGUCCCUCCACGCCCCUCAUUGAGAGGGCUUCCUAAACCGCAAAGGUCUCAUAUAAUUAAUUCUUCACGACUACUGGAGUCCAGUAGCUAUUAUGUUACACACACUAAUCAAGCACACACACAGGGUUGGCUGAAGUUGGGUCAGAAGUGGGGGACAGAGAGCUCACCCAAGGCUAUGGUUCUCAUGGUCAGGGGAGAGAGACACAGCUUCUACUCUGUGCCACUGUGUUGAAUGAAAGCCUCUCAUAACAUACCAUCUAUCUGUCUGUUAUCGGUCUGUCUAGGUGCACAGUCUAGACUCACCCACCAGGCUGAGAGGGAGCAGAAUGACUUCCAGGUGUCGGAGAAUCCUCUGUACGAACCCCAUGCCUCAGAGGCUGACAACAACAACACACACACAGAGUCCCCCUCAUACCCUCGACAGGCCCAGGAGCACAUCCCUCACCAUGGCUACGACCACCCCCACAACCCUUACCCCAACCACCACCAGCGGGACUUCAACCAUGGAGGUAAGUUGGGACCCUAGAAUCACUAGUACUGUACUAACAUCAUGUUAAUUCACACUGGGAAAAAGUUAGGAUGCCAGGAUUGUGACUGUGCUUCAGGAGGUAAUCAGGGCCAUGAAAAGGAGACAGGGUAAUCAUCAACACCCCUAAAAUCAGGGCCUGAAAAGGAAGCAGGGUAAUCAUCAACACCCCUAAAAUCAGGGCCAUGAAAAGGAGACAGGGUAAUCAUCAACACCCCUAAAAUCAGGGCCAUGAAAAGGAGACAGGGUAAUCAUCAACACCCCUAAAAUCAGGGCCAUGAAAAGGAGGCAGGGUAAUCAUCAACACCCCUAAAAUCAGGGCCAUGAAAAGGAAGCAGGGUAAUCAUCAACACCCCUAAAAUCAGGGCCAUGAAAAGGAGGCAGGGUAAUCAUCAACGCCCCUAAAAUCAGGGCCAUGAAAAGGAAGCAGGGUAAUCAUCAACACCCCUAAACCCAUCUAUCAACCUCUUUGAGACCCUCAUGCAAAGACACAUAUUGGACACACAUACUCACUCACUAUCUCAUAGUCAAUAAAAAAAACUGUGAGGAAUGGGCCAUUGUUAAUACAAUGUUAAUGUUUAUACAAAAUGUUAAUACACUGACAGUGAAGUACUCCUAUUUCUCUAAGCUCCUGUCUGGCAUGUUAACACUCCCAGCUGUUAUUUAUGCACUACUGUCUGGUCAACUACCUGUCUCAUCCACAUCCUCUGAGAGAAUCGACAGGCUUUAGACAAGUGCAGUAAAUAACCCACAGUUGACUGGGGGAAGGCAUGACCAGGGAAAAUAUACGUACAUCUAUGGGGAGCAUUUCCACAACUCCAUCCCUCCGCAGUGACACCUCCAGUUUAGUGCCCCCCCCCACCCCCUUUAUACUCAUUACAGCUUCCUUCUCAGGAAAUCCUCUCUUUCUUCUGUAAAAAAUGCCCCCCCAAUACAUUGUGUGUGGAUGAUGUAAUCUGCAGUGGGAUGGUGAUAUAGAGAGCCUAAUAUAGUGUGAGGUCUCAUAUUAUAGCCACACACAGUCAGUGGUGGAAAAAGUACCCAAUUGUCAUACUUGAGUAAAAGUAAAGAUACCUUAAUAGAAAAUGACUCAAGUAAAAGUGAAAGUCACCCAGUAAAAUCCGAUUUGAGUAAAAGUCUAAAAGUAUUUGGUGUUAAAUAUACUUAAGUAUCAAAAGUAAAAGUAAAAGUAUAAAUCAUUUCAAAUUGCUUUUAUUAAGCAAACCAGACGGCACCAUUUUCUUGUUUUUUUAAUUUACAGAUAGCCAGGGGCACGCUCCAACACUCACACUGUUUAGUGAGUCCGCCAGAUCAGAGGCAGUAGGGAUGACCAGGGAUGUUCUCUUGAUAAGUGUGUGAAUUAGACAAUUUUCCUGUCCUGCUAAGCAUUCAAAAUGUAACGAGUACUUUUGGGUGUCAGGGAAAAUGUAUGGAGUAAAAAGUACCCUAUUUUCUUUAGGAAUAUAUUAAAGUAAAAGCAAAAGUUGUCAAAAAUAUAAAUAGUAAAGUAAAGUACAGAUACCCCCCAAAAGUAGUACUUUAAAAGUAUUUUUACUUAAGUUCUUUACACCACUGCACAAAGUGAGGGGUGUCAUAGUUUUUGCUGUUGUGGUACAUUCUCACUUCCUGUGACAUAUUUGGGAAAGACUCAACAAGCUAAGGCCAUGACGUAAAGUCUGUAUGAACAAAUUACUGAUCAGACUUCCAUCAAGUCAGACUAAAGACAAUCGGCCUACAUGUUAUUGUUCAAGUUUCUUUUUAGAAUAGCAGGGAAAUUAGUGAAGGGGCUAGCUAGAGUAUGUCAGCCUGCACAUCUAUUUGAAAACACUACUUACCUACUUCUUUUGAUCUGUGUGAUUUUUUUAGAGAACCCAACCAACUCUUCCAACUUCGUAAAACUCUCAUGGCAGGGACGACCUGAUUUCCUCUCUCAUUGUGACCUCACUGUAUCUGACCUCUUAGUGGGACCGCAUGUGGGAACAGUUUUUUUCUCCCUGAAUUAAUGGAGAGUCUUUCCAAUGUUAUUAGAAAAACAAGCCCUAAAUGAUGAAAGGCCCUCUGAUCACAUAGAUCACACUUUAGAGCACAAACAGAAACAGCUUGGAGGGGGGGUCUGGACUCUUUCCAGAUAUAAGGGUGACAGCGUAAGAACUGUGACUGAUUCCCAGGGGGCAUAAAUGCAUAACCUCGCAAGGGGCGUGAUCUUGCGAGCUUACAUGAAUGUUCGCUGCACAGCAGUAAUCAGUCUGGUAAUUAUGAGGCUAAUACAUGUGGGUGGGGGAAUUCAAUGUCAGACAUACACACACACACAGACAAGCAUGCGUGUACACACACACACACACAGACAAGCAUGCGUGUACACACACACACACACACACACACACACAAACACACACACACACACACUUUCUAGAAUCCCUGGAGCAUGUACCAUUCUAAAAGGAAUUGCGUCCAUUAGGGCCGUCUCUGGGGUACAAGAACACUGCCAUGAAGCAAACCCAUCCAACAAUAAAUCACUGGGCUUUCUUGUAAACAAAGAGGUUCAGUCAGGAAGACCAAUACAUAGGGGAAAUUAAAUGUCCAAAUAUAGGUCUGAAAAUGUUAUUAUUCCUAUUUUUGGCAGCUUGGCAUUUGACUUUGAAAACAAUUUUGGUUGAAGAUUUCUUGAGAGACAAAAGGUUCUCAUAACUGUUCCUAAGAACUAAUGGCACAACUGAUAUGAAUGAAUGGCCUUUACAAGAGAAUACAUUCUAACAGGUAUUGAAAAGGAACCUUGCUUUGCUCCUAUACACAUUAAUGUAGAUGUACAAUUGUUGAGGUGUCAUUUUUUUUACAUUUUAGUCAUUUAGUAGACGCUCUUAUCCAGAGCGACUUAGUUAGUGAGUGCAUACAUUCUUUUUUUAUUUUUCAUACCCCUGUGGGAAUCGAACCCACAACCCUGGCGUUGCAAACGCCAUGCUCUACCAACUGAGCUACAUCCCUACCGGCCAUUCCCUCACCUACCCUGAACGACGCUGGGCCAAUUGUGCGCCGCCCCAUGGGUCAUCUCAGCCUUGUGCACAGUUACAAAGUGGAUAUGUCUAAAACUGAAAAUGUGUCUUGUUCUGAUGCCUUAUACCGAUUGACGUGAGUAAAUAUUGUGCUCUGACUUCCUGGUUUGUCUCCCAGAUCCAAUCAGGGAUGAGGUGGAGGCUGUCCCUCUACUGCCCUACCAAGACUCCCAGUCUCCCCUCCCUCUGCCCCACAUGAUGGCCCUGCUGAUGUCCCAGCUCCAGCCCAUGUUGGAUGGCUUCAACCGCACCUUGGAGCACCUAACCCAGGAGGUCGAGGGUCUGUCCCGGGAUGUGGCUCAGCUCCGGAGCUCUCAGUGGGAGGUGGAGGAGGAGGCCAUGCGCGGAGCAGGGGCUGGAGAGGGUCCCGAAGCCUUGGAGGCUAAGCUGGAGCAGCGUUUCCAAGACAUCAAGGAGGUGAGGAGGGAACUGGAGAGACAUAGAGCUGAGAUGGCGGACAGGCUACACUCCCAGCAUGCCAUGCUGCACUAUAACAUCUCCAACUUCAAGACAGACAUUGACGUCAAGAUCAAACGCAACCACAAGAUAUUACAGGUCAGUGAAUCCUCAUUAAUGGAUCUCAUGGCAUGGUGAUGUAACCAUUUAAUAAUUAAAAACUUUUAGACUUAGUUCCUCACUUGCGUUAGUAACAUACCCUUUUAGACUUGCAAAUUAUGGGCAUUAAGUGAGAAAAACAUUCUUCAUGUCUUUCAUGGCUCCCGGGUAGGUUAAUCUCCGGUCCAUGAAUGCCACCCUGUCAGACAUGAAGCUGGAGCAGGAGCGUCUGAGCUUAGUGCUCCAGAGGGACCUGACCAGCCCAGGGGCCAGGAGAGAACCCAGCCAGGUCCAGCCCAGUCAGGCCCAGCAGCCUCCAGAGGACUCAGCAGUGUGGGAGGCUAUCGCCCGUCUGGACAACAAGGUCGUCAACAACACAGUGAGGGUAGAUGCCCUGGUUGAAGACCUAGAUAUGGCCAAUGACAACGUCCUGGACCUGAAGAGGGGCUUCCGAGGCCUUGAGGAGAACAUUGCCCAGACGGGGAGGAACAGCCAGAUCCAGUUCAUGGAGACAGGCCUGGAGGUGGAGGCGGCUAAAGUAGCUGUGCUGAACCGCGUCAAUGAACUGGCCAGCAACCUGACCAUCCGCUCGGAGCAGCUGCAGGAGAUGGAGACUGACAUGGACUACCUGUACACACAGUUCUACCAGAACGUCAGCACUGCCGGAGACUGUGACUGCAAGGCAUUCACCGCCUCCAUCUCCCGCCUGGAGCAGGGCCUGACCAACGUCACUGAGCUGGCCAACGACAACCGGCUGGCCCUGGAUGGGAGUACCGAUGCUGGGUCGGAGCGCUGGGGUCCCUCUGUGGAGGACAUCUACCAGGGGUUGGAUCACGUCAAGGCCUCCCUGGCCUUCGAGCAAGAGAAGAGCAGAACUCUCCAACACAACGUGACUCAGCUGCUGGCCUCCGUCCUGGGCAGCCAGAGGGACGUGCUCAGCCUGCGGGAGAGCGACGAGAGGUUGGCAGCUGAGAUGCGCCACCUCUCCAGCUCCUUUUCCUCUCUGUUGAAGGACGCCAUCCGCCACAAUGACGUGCUGGAGAUGCUCCUGGGGGAUGAGGUGAUGGAGUUCAUGGACUGGCCCCUCCACGAGCAGGAGGCCCACUCCAUCACCGCGCUACAGAAGAGGCUCCACCACAUGCAGGAGCAGAUCAGGGGCCAGAACCUCAGCCUCACCACCCUGCUGGAGGCCGCCCGGGCAGAGGAGGUCCCGUCCUCAGACGAGCCCUCCGUGCUGGUAGACUUGGCCUCCCGCGGGCUGAAGAGGAGGAGUGGAGACCAGAGGAGUGACCACCUCAUGGACUCAGCAGCCUCUGAGGACCGGCAAGACUACUCGGACAGUGACCUGUGGAGCCUUGCGAAAGCAGUGGAGGAGCUGGGGGAGAAAGUCAACAGGCUGGAGUACAGGCCUUGCCCUGCCAGCUGCAACAACACCAAAGACAGCGCCUCUGAUGAUGUGAAGGCCAAAAUGCAGGCGGAGGUGGCCUGGCUGAGGAAGGUUCUAGAGAAUCAUCUGCGGCUCUUUAAGAAUGUCUUCAGUAACUCAGAGGGGCUGGCCGACUCAGAGAGCACCCUGGAUCUGGACCAGCUGUGGGCCCUGAUGAAGAGGAAGGAAAGGAAGAGACAGAGGAAGCACAAUGACAAGAAAGUGGGGAUCAAAGACCAUAUUGGAGAGAGAGCUAACCUUCGCAGCAGGAGGGAUACAUCAGGUAGGCAUCAAUCUAUAAAAGGACAAAAACACACAAUCACAUAUCUACAGGUAACUGCCAAAAUAAAGGAAACACUUGAGUAAAUGAGGGAUACAAAUUAUAUUGAAAGCAGGUGCUUCCACACAUUUACAUUUACAUUUUAGUCAUUUAGCAGACGCUCUUAUCCAGAGCGACUUACAGGUGUGGUUCCUGAGUUAAUUAAGCAAUUAACAUCCCAUCAUACUUUGGGUCAUGUUUAAAAAUGCCCAGUUCCCCAUUUUUUUGGCUACCAUGGCUAGAAGAGAUCUCAGUGGCCUUUUCUCAACUGCAUAAUCCUCACGUCCUCUCCUUGCCUCCUUUUCAAAACCCAUUGAAAGAGAAGGUCAGAGGGGAGGGACCUCUGGCUUUCUCAUCAAAAGGGUUUUGAAAAGGAGGCGAGGAGAGAGGAGGACGUGAGCAGUACGCAAUUGAGAUUCUCCCAAAGACUUCGAAAGAAGGGUCUCAAAAGGAGCAUAGGGGGUUAAAAGGGUGUGUGUGUGUUUGUCAGUCACCAGAUCACAACCCAAUUGAACACUUAUGGGAGAUUAUGGAGCGGCGCCUGUUUUCCACCAAUCAACAAAACACCAAAUUAUGGAAUUUCCCGUGGAAGAAUAGUGUCGUAUCCCUCCAAUAGAGUUCCAAACACUUUUAGAAUCUAUGCCAAGGCGCAUUUAAGCUGUUUUUGCAGGUCAACGCCCUAUUAAGACACUUUAUGUUGGUGUUUCUUUUGGCAGUUACCUGUACCUCUAUCAUGCUGGGCCACAUUUCUUUCUAACCUCCACUAAGAUCAGAAUGCACUUUAAACAAAGAAAGAUCAUUGGAGAUCUAUACAGUGCAACACCCUCAAGUAAGUGUUAGUAAUGGGUUAAAAAUAGUUGCUUAGCAUUACUGAGAGAAUCACCAUUACCAGCAACCCUAAUAGACAACACAAGACUGCCCCCUGGUGAACAAAAAUGUUUUAUUUCAGGCUUAUAAAUGGUCUAAGCAUAAGUAUAGUGAGUGUCUAUGGCAAGGGUUCAAAUGAAUAGAUAGCAGAGAACAGCUGAUAAUUCCCUGUCUCUUCUCUUUCAGUACUAUCUAAGUUGAGGGACAAUCCCCUGAUGUUUCUGGCCAGAAGCAUACAGCGCAGCAGACCAAGUGACAGUAGCCUGCUGGUGUUUGAGAACACAUCCCUAAACAGUGGCCAGGCGUACUCAACUCACACUGGGGUGUUCCAAGCACCGUUAGCAGGGGUCUACCUCUUCGUGCUAACACUGAACUUUGAACCUGGCCCCUCGCUGUCUGGGCUGAGGAGAGAGAACGGGGAGCUGGCUGCCACUCUGCAUCAGGACAAGAUGGCAUCGUAUGGCCCCGUCACCAGUGUGUGUCUCCUACAGCUGCGGCAAGGAGAGGAGCUCCACCUUGAACUGUAUGGGGGGACUCUGGUGACUGAUGACCCUAACGACAACAUCUUCGCUGGGCUUCUCCUCCAUCACACCACCUGA